This is a messenger RNA of Dermacentor silvarum, 2081 nucleotides long. Its product is annotated as snake venom 5'-nucleotidase. Gene Ontology annotation, cellular component: plasma membrane. Bases 364 to 2064 code for a protein of 566 amino acids. The transcript has 9 exons. The record is from RefSeq and is a predicted model, not a curated record. Lineage: Eukaryota; Metazoa; Arthropoda; Arachnida; Ixodida; Ixodidae. Gene Ontology annotation, biological process: AMP catabolic process. Gene Ontology annotation, molecular function: metal ion binding; 5'-nucleotidase activity; nucleotide binding.
CCAUGGCUUUAGGUCAUUAUCAUCAUCGUCACAACACGUGGGACAAUGGAACGAAAUUCUCGCUUCAGCUGCACGUCAGUCUUCAGCAAAGUGUCACCACAUUACAAAAUUCUCGCGUAGUCGCUAUGCAGUUGUCUCGCAAGGCAGGCGACCACAAUUCAUCGAGCCGUCAGAACCCGUGGUCGGGUGAGCCAGAAGAAAUUCGACUUCAUCGUGCGUGUCGUUGAAUCGCAAGGACAGGGAAUUAUUCCUCAAGCCCGUAAAGCAGCCACCUUUGAGUUCCACCAUCCGCCCCGAAAGAGGAAAUGCGACCGGGAGUUUGAUGUCGUCCGCGCCGGCGUUCCUCGAGGAAGAGCGGUCGCUAUGCGUCUACUCGGCGUCCUGGUUUGCUUCUUUCUGGUGUUCUCACCCGCGAUCCAUCGAGUGUGCGCCGAUUUCACACUCACCGUGCUGCACACGAAUGAUGUGCAUUCGCACAUUGAAGAGAGCACCAAGUACGGCGGCCUGUGCACCGGUCACCGUGCUGAUUGUGUAGGCGGCAUUGCCAGGAUAGCGACCAAGGUAAACGAGCUGAAGAAAACGUAUCCGAACACGAUUUUUGUGAAUGCUGGUGACUUUUUCCAAGGUACAGCUUGGUACACUGUGCUGAAAUCAGCAUUAGUGUCUGAAGUGAUGGUGGCAAUGGGCUACGACUACGCGUGUCUCGGGAACCACGAGUUCGACAAUGGGCCCAGCGAACUGGCUCCGUUUCUCCAAAAGGUGUCCCGUUCGCCUCUCAAGUUCGUCAGCUGCAACACUGACUUCUCUCGCUCGAGCAACUUGCGCCACAUCGAUGUGCCAAAGUCGGUGAUCACCACAAUGCAAGAUACCAAGGUUGGAAUCAUUGGCGCGGUGAUUGAGGACACAAAGUUCCUCUCAAACCCGGGACCAGUUAAGUUCUUCGACGCAGCUAAAUCGAUACAGAAGGAAGCAAGGGUGCUGAAGAACAUGGGCGCUAAGAUUAUAAUUGCGAUCACGCACAUAGGCUACCUGAAGGACAUUGAAUUGAUCCGAAACGUCACCGACGUGGACUUGGUCAUUGGUGGCCACACAAAUACCUUCCUCUACAAUGGGAAUGAUCACCCACCCGAGAACGUGCCCGCUGGUCCUUACCCAACGACAGUGAAGAGAAGUGACGGCACCACCGGUCUCGUCGUCCAAGCAUUCUGGUUCGGCAAAUUCCUGGGUUUCCUCAGGGUCACCUUCGAUGACGACGGGAGAGUGAAGUCCUGGUCAGGAAACCCAAUUCUGAUAAAUUCAUCAAUACCUGAAGACCCGCAUAUACUGAGGGUGAUCGAGCCGCACCGUGAGAGGGUGUACCACGCAAUGCGUAUUCGCGUGGGCAGCUCGAGGGUGUCCCUGGAGCAUGCCGAGGACGUUUGCCGGCUGCGCGAGUGCAACCUGGGUAAUCUUGUCGCCGACUCGUACUUCAAUUACUAUGCCAACAAGAAGCCGCGCUCGAGCAACGUCUGGUCGAAUGUGAAUGGGGCUAUCGUGAACGGCGGUAGCCUGCGCGCGCCCAUCCUCCGAACAGCGAGCGUCACGAUGGGAGACAUCUUGUCGGCACUGCCUUUCGGGCAGACAAUCGUCGUCGCAACUAUGAAUGGAAAGAGCCUGAAGAAAAUGAUGGAGUAUUCGAUGUCGAAUUACAACGUGUCUUCACCUGCGGGUUCCUUUCUUCACGUGUCGGGCAUGAAAGUUGAGUUCGAUGUGACACGGCCACCCAUGCAGCGACUUGUGCUACUGGAAAUCCUGUGUACCAGAUGCUACGUUCCCGUAUACGAAAAAGUACGGGAUGAUGCCGUGUACAAUGUUGCCACGACUGACUUCUUAGCCAAGGGCGGAGACGGCUUCGACGUGUGCACGAACGUCAGCGAAGGAGGUCCGAUUGAGUACGAGCUCCUUGUCGAUUACUUUAAACAGAUGUCGCCAAUCAAAGCUGGAAUAGAAAGGCGAGUCAUACUGCACGGAGUAAAAACCAAGGCAAGCGUGGAAGCGGAAAUGACAGACGAAAACCGCCAAUAAAGCUGUCUUGCAGCAAA